AUGAAACAAUUUGGCGCGUGCAACAUCGUCGUCUUCGUCGUCGUCGUCGUCGUCAUGGCGUCGCUCGCCGACGUUGCGGUUGCGUACGCUGUCGGCGCACCGGUCGACCGAUGCGACAGCAUGCGACCGAGCCACGGAGGAGGCGAGGAUCUUCGGCCGUCUCCGUUCGCCGUCCUCGCACUCAACAACACCUACUACGCUGGAGAGGAGAUCUAUGUACAAUUCGACGGGCCGCCCUACCGCGGAUUCAUGCUACAGGCGCGCAACCAGACCGGUCACCGGGUCGGUACGUUCGCCCGCGAACAACUGCCGACCGGAACGCAGAUACUGCAGUGCGAGCGGGACACGAACAACGCGGUCACGCACCAGAACAACCGCCCCAAGGUCGGGCUCAAGUUCACUUGGAGAGCGCCUAUUACCGGUGGCGUUGGCACUAUCAACUUUUACGCGACGAUCGUGCGCUACUAUCGACAGAUCUGGGUGAAGCUAAUGUCUGAAGACGUGAUAGAGGGCGCCCCGGUGGAACCGACGACGGAACCAGAGCCGACAACAGAGGCAGAGGCAGAGGCAGAUGCGAAGGCAGAGGCAGAGGCAGAGUCCAAGUCAACCGGUGCGCAAAAAUCGGAAAGUAAAGCAGAAGCGGAGGCAGAAGCAGAGGCAGAGGGCGAGGCAGACACUAAGGAUGAGGUUGAGAGUGAAAUAGCUGAUAAACAUUUGGAAAAGACUUUGGCAGAGUCAGAGUCAGAGGCAGAGGGGGAAGCAGAGGCAGAAAGUGAGCCAGAGACAGGGGAAAAGGCAGAGGGGAAGGCAGAGACAGAAAACGAGCCGAAGGCAGAGGCAGAUGGUGAGGCGGAGGCAGAACCAGAAGUAGCAACAGAGGCCGAAGGCAAGGCAGUGACAAGAGGUAAGGUAGAAGCGGAUACCAAAGCGGGGGGAGCUACCCUACUCAAUGGGAAAGGCGAGCGAGUUGUCGCGCCGCAAGGAACUCUGGAGGCAAACAGCUCGACACGUAACACGUCACGGGAGAGAAAACAAAAGCAGACAACGGGAGAUGCAAGCGACAGACUGACAAUGGGGAAGGCAGGUGCCGUUAGUGCCGAACCGGCUGCAGAAGGCGAACCGGAAGACGAAAAGAAAAAAACAGAAACCGAGAUGAUCGGCGAGCAGGAGACAAUGGUGAAACCGGAACCGGAACCAGAAGGCACUGGUGAACCAGAACCAGAAGGUACUGGCGAACCGGAACCGGAAGGUACAGGCAAACCGGAACCGGAAGGUACUGGUGAACCGGAACCGGAAGGCACUGGUGAACCGGAACCGGAAGGCACUGGUGAACCGAAACCGGAAGGUACUGGUAAGCCGGAACCGGAAGGUACUGGUGAACCAGAACCGGAAGGUACUGGUAAGCCGGAACCCAAUAAAGGAGCAUCCGCCGAACCAGAAACGACAUCUAUGCCGAAGUCUAAAGGAUCGGGAAAAGCUACCAUUGCUAAACCACCCGGAGAUCCACUGCGGAGUGCCGCAGCGACAGGAAAACCAGACCCGCUUACCUUCGAGGGAUGUAACAUCGUGAAAGGAUGCUUUCGUCACGGGGAGAGAGGUUGCACUCCGCAGACGUGCGACAUCGUUGUCAUGUACAGCAUGGACGGACACGCCGUCACCUUCGACAUCGAGGGCAAAGCAGACGCCUGGGUCGGCCAUUAGGAUUCCUCUGCACGCAAAUGGGCGAGGACGACGUGUACGCAUGGCGGAAGAUGCUAACAACCUCGUCGCAGGCCGAGCACUAUACAGACCCGGCAGCUACUCACGCUCGGUGUUCGACGAUCAAAAUCCGAUGUACGACGUGCAGACAGCGGCGCAGAACGGUCGCAUACAGUGUCGCUUCAAGCGCCAACUCAACGACGCCGCAUAGUGUCGUGAAGACGUUCGUGCUGUCGAAGCCGUUACUAUCAUUUACGUGUGGGGAAACACGGCUGGAGAAGAAUGCUCGCGGAGAGGAGCGUAUAGGGAAGCACGCACCAGACCAUCCGCCGAUUUCCAUGAAACCCAUCCGCCUGUCCGAAUACAUAGACGAGAUCCAGGACAGCCACGGGCGCCGCCUGGCGGCCGCGUCGGUACUCAUCGCCCUAGCUGCGGCUUUCGCGUUUUCGCUCGCGUUCUAGCGUUCCCCUCGCAUACGAUAGUCUCGAAGAUUUCAAAGAAAAAAAAUGUCUUUUAGUCCGUAGAAACGUUUUUGCGCCGUGCGGACGCUUGCAUAAGCAUUGUCGUUCGCGUGAGUGUGUUCUUACAAGCUAGUUGUAAAGCACACAUUCCCACCCGCCACGCCGCACAGGCCACUUCUUAUUAUUGUGUGGUAAUAAUUGUCUCUCGUUUACAAUAAGUCGCAUCAUUAUCGCAGCAUCACACGACAGCCGCACGUACGG
Messenger RNA from Priapulus caudatus, 2420 nucleotides. Its product is annotated as retinitis pigmentosa 1-like 1 protein. NCBI's taxonomy places the organism in Eukaryota, Metazoa, Priapulida, Priapulimorpha, Priapulimorphida, Priapulidae. The transcript has 12 exons. Gene Ontology annotation, molecular function: oxidoreductase activity, acting on metal ions. The record is from RefSeq and is a predicted model, not a curated record. The coding region runs from base 1 to 1701 and encodes 566 amino acids.